Colletotrichum godetiae is the source of this 1445-nucleotide messenger RNA. RefSeq lists its product as uncharacterized. NCBI's taxonomy places the organism in Eukaryota, Fungi, Ascomycota, Sordariomycetes, Glomerellales, Glomerellaceae. Bases 198 to 998 code for a protein of 266 amino acids. The record is from RefSeq and is a predicted model, not a curated record. The transcript has 4 exons.
AGAUCGUGGGCUCACAUGUAUCGACCACAUUUGCAGUAAUUAUUUAAGGUACUUGUCAGCCCGAAUCUCCGUUACAGUAUUCCUGCAUCACCUUUUUCCUACCGCCAGCGACGCAAUCGACACACUUUUCAACAUAGCAUCGCAUUCGAUCUGGAUUUCAAGAAAUAGUAACUUCGAUUCGAGCAAGUAUAUCUAAAAUGUGGGACUGGCAAUCUUAUGUGACGGGAUCCAUAAUACGGAUUGUCCCAUCCGGUCUCGUAGUUCUUCCCGCCUUGGGAUUCUCCGUACUUAUCCUGCGUAAACCCGGUGCCAAGCACGAUCAUACACGCCGAUGGGUUGACUUCACCAAGGUUGCCUUUGGACUUUGGAGCAUAACAGCGGUUAUUUUCCCUAUCCGGCUGCUUCGCAGCGGCGCCGAGAGUGAUGACAGCAAUGCCUAUCGCGUCGGCAAAAAGGUCGUACUCGGUCUGUCGGCUCUGAUUACUCUCGUAGCUGUGGCCAUUUUUGCCUGCAUAGUCGCUGCGGCAGUCUUACUUGAAAUCCUUCCUGGCAGGGAUCGGUAUGUCCCGGGCGAUUGGGACAACGCGAUUAGGCUCGGUUUUGCCGCCGAAUAUAUGGGGGUCAUCAACAUCGGGUUUCUCCUUGCUGCGGCCCUUGGCUUGGCUGGUUAUGCCUUCGUAUCCUUCAAGGCGGCUAGGGGCAGUCCUACUCAGACGGCGGCUACUCUUUUGCUCAUUGCAGUUUCGCUCUGGCUCAUAACCAGAUUAUGGAACUUCAUCUCCUGCGUCAUGGCGGUGACAGGUUAUUAUUGGGGCUAUGGUUCGUCCUACGUUGCAGCCGCAGUCAUCGAUGCGAUUCUCAUUGUGUGGUCAUCGUUUGCGGCUCUCAUGGUUCUUUACGUCCUAGCAUCCAACAACGCGUAUAGUCUUUCAAGGCUUCACUAUCAGGAGGGAGAUGACGAGCAGAGAGUCUGGGAUGAGCGAACUCAAAGCACUUGAGGCCAUCAUUUCAUAUGCUUCUGAAUUUCAACAAGAAUAUUUGCCAUAUUUCAUAAUGUUAUCUUGCUGUCUCUCUUUCUUCUAGUCUUCAUUUGCCGAGGUGGUGAUCCUCAAAGCCUGUAGAGGAUGGAGAGGUUGUUAUGAACGUGCCAAGUAGCAAUGACUUGUAAAUUCAAAUACUUGUUGCUCAUGAAGGUUGCUCACAUAGACUCUGAGAAUGUUGAUCUUACUCUGCAUCUUGACUUCUCAUGAGAACCCGCCUGACGUGGACGGAUUGAUGUCACGAAUGACUGUAUGAGAGGAGUCCGCGUCUAGCCGUGCUGUUAGCGGGUGAGGUCUAUGACUCUAAGUCUCAUAGCGUCUGCUAGGUCUCUAUAUUGCGAGCGGCCAUCUAAAUAAGUCUCACUUACAAGUAAAAGAUCAUCAUGCUCAUUGAUAUACACGCCG